This is a messenger RNA of Apus apus (common swift), 2268 nucleotides long. It is a transcript of the gene GATM, whose product is annotated as glycine amidinotransferase. Gene Ontology annotation, cellular component: mitochondrion. The transcript is spliced from 9 exons. Gene Ontology annotation, biological process: creatine biosynthetic process. The coding region runs from base 62 to 1333 and encodes 423 amino acids. NCBI's taxonomy places the organism in Eukaryota, Metazoa, Chordata, Aves, Apodiformes, Apodidae. The record is from RefSeq and is a predicted model, not a curated record. Gene Ontology annotation, molecular function: amidinotransferase activity.
CGGGCGGGCGGGCGCGGAGCGGUGCGGAGCGCAGCUGUCCGGCGUGAUCCUGCCAGCAGAGAUGCUGCGGGUGCGGUGCUUGCGCGGGGGAAGCCGAGGAGCCGAAGCCGCGCAUUACAUCGGCUCACGGCUUGGAAGAGCCUUUAUGGGAUGGGUGCAGCAAUCUUUCCAGAGCACCCAGGCAGCUACAGCCUCCCAGAACACCUGUGCUGCCGAUGACAACAAGGCUACUAGCCCCGUGCCUAAGGACUGUCCUGUUUGCUCAUACAAUGAAUGGGACCCACUGGAAGAGGUCAUUGUGGGAAGAGCUGAAAAUGCUUGCGUCCCACCCUUUUCUGUGGAAGUUAAGGCCAACACGUAUGAAAAGUAUUGGGCAUUUUAUCAGAAAUUUGGAGGCCAGAGCUUCCCCAAAGACCAUUUGAAAAAAGCUAUUGCUGAAAUUGAAGAGAUGUGCAAUAUUUUGAAAAGAGAAGGUGUAAUUGUCAAGAGACCUGAUCCAAUUGACUGGUCUGUGAAGUAUAAAACACCUGAUUUUGAGUCUACAGGUAUGUAUGCUGCCAUGCCAAGAGACAUCCUGUUAGUGGUUGGAAAUGAAAUUAUUGAAGCGCCUAUGGCUUGGCGUGCUCGGUUCUUUGAGUAUAGAGCAUAUAGACGCAUAAUCAAAGAUUAUUUCAACCGUGGUGCUAAGUGGACAACUGCCCCCAAACCCACAAUGGCAGAUGAACUCUAUGAUCAGGAUUAUCCAAUCCGCUCUGUUGAAGACAGGCAUAAACUGGCUGCUCAGGGAAAAUUUGUAACUACUGAAUUUGAGCCAUGCUUUGAUGCUGCUGACUUCAUUAGAGCUGGAAGAGAUAUCUUUGUACAAAGGAGCCAGGUUACAAAUUACAUGGGCAUUGAAUGGAUGAGGCGACAUCUUGCACCAGACUAUAGAGUCCACAUAAUAUCCUUUAAGGAUCCUAAUCCCAUGCACAUUGAUGCCACUUUUAAUAUCAUUGGACCUGGUCUUGUGCUCUCUAACCCAGACCGUCCCUGCCAUCAGAUUGAGCUCUUCAAGAAAGCAGGCUGGACCGUGGUUCGCCCCCCAGUGCCACUGAUUCCAGAUGAUCACCCACUGUGGAUGUCUUCUAAAUGGCUCUCUAUGAAUGUCCUAAUGCUGGAUGAGAAACGUGUGAUGGUGGAUGCCAAUGAGACAUCAAUUCAGAAGAUGUUUGAAAAUCUGGGCAUUUCCACAAUUAAAGUGAACAUUCGCCAUGCCAACUCAUUGGGAGGUGGUUUCCAUUGCUGGACAUGUGAUAUCCGCCGCCGUGGUGCCCUGCAAUCUUAUUUUGACUAGUUAUGAGCCAGAUAGGUACAAUGGUUCAGCUUCUAAAAUAAGCAUAGGAAAUUAAUAAAUUAAUUUCACUUUUGUUAAAACAACUGCAUGAGCUCUAGUGGUUGAUCAGUGGUAUCCUUACAGUGGUCUGGUAAAUGAUUUAUUCUUACAUACUCUUCACUUUCAGCAGUAUAACUGAAACUACUUCCACUAGCAAUACAGGUUUUCUGGCCGGCUUUUUGAAAUACAUCCUUCAUAUAUAAAGCCUUUUCACAUUGGCUUUGAAUGUAAAAACUUGACAAGACAGCUAAAUGGUCUUACUAAAAUAGCUUGGCCACUAAUCUUCAACAUCUACCUCUGUCUAGUUACUCUAUCAAAGAGGCAGCUUGAAAUGUUAAACUGGAGCAUACUUUUCUUGUUCCUUUUAAUCAGUCUGUUGUUCUGAUAUAUUCAUUUUUAAUGAAGUUAAAAUCGAUGGAACUGUACAGAUCUCUUAUGGAACCAAGUAAUUUUUUAACAUUUUUCAUGUUGAGCCAUACAGCUAUUUACAGAGAAUAUCCAGUAUGAUCUAACUUUUAAAACAUAUUCACUUACUUGCUGUGGCCUUCUGCAUUUUUUCUGAUAAGUCAUGCAUCUGGAUACUUUUUAUAUAUUGCUUUUUGUAUUGCUGAAAUUGGUUUUUAUUUAACUUUUAAGUGUACAAAUGAUAGCUAAUAUUCUGCUUGUACAGGUUUUACUCUGAAUUGUUUACAUAACUUAAAAAAAAGAGAGCACAAAACACAAAAACCCAAGAGCCCCCCUCUAACCCUAAACCUCUGACAUCUUCCAAACUCUUUUUCCUCCAACUGUAGCAGAUACAGAAAGAUGCAUCAAACAUGACAGAUGCUGUGAAGGAGUUUGAGUAUUGAUUACCAAGUAUGUACUUUUUAUGCUAAUAAAGUUUUUUGCAUUCUCAA